AGAGACAGGCAGCUGGAAACCCACAGCACAUGCUGCCCAUCAGAGAAGACCACAGCCCCAGUCAACUACUGUCACAGGAUGAACUCAAUGCAGAAGCAGGACUUCAGGAGGCCCAAGAUCCAUGGGGCGGUCCGGGUGAUCCCCUACCAGGCACCCACUUUGGCCUCACUGCAACGGCUGCUGUGGGUCCACCGGGCUACGAUGUUGACACACAUUGAUGAGGUCUGGCCCAAACUCUUCCUGGGAGAUGCGUACGCAGCCCGGGAUAAAAACAAGUUGUCCCAGCUGGGCAUCACCCAUAUCGUGAAUGCUGCUGCGGGCAAGUUUCAAGUGGAUACCGGUGCCAAGUUCUACAGAGGCAUGGCUUUGGAGUACUACGGCAUCCAGGCAGAAGACAACCCCUUCUUUGACCUCAGUAUCUACUUUUUGCCUGUUGCUCGAUAUAUCCAAACAGCCCUCAGUGUGCCCCAAGGCCGAGUGCUGGUUCACUGUGCCAUGGGGGUUAGUCGCUCCGCCACGCUGGUCCUGGCUUUCCUCAUGAUCUACGAGAAGAUGUCAUUGGUGGAGGCCAUCAAGGUGGUGCAGGCCCAUCGCGAUAUCUGCCCCAACACGGGCUUCCUCCGACAGCUCCAGCUUCUGGAUAACCAACUGUGGCGAGACACAGGGCGCCUUUGA
This is a messenger RNA of Echinops telfairi (small Madagascar hedgehog), 675 nucleotides long. RefSeq names its product dual specificity protein phosphatase 13-like. The record is from RefSeq and is a predicted model, not a curated record. The transcript is spliced from 4 exons. The coding region runs from base 79 to 675 and encodes 198 amino acids. Gene Ontology annotation, biological process: negative regulation of MAPK cascade; protein dephosphorylation. Gene Ontology annotation, molecular function: protein tyrosine/serine/threonine phosphatase activity; MAP kinase phosphatase activity. Gene Ontology annotation, cellular component: cytoplasm. NCBI's taxonomy places the organism in Eukaryota, Metazoa, Chordata, Mammalia, Afrosoricida, Tenrecidae.